GGGAGGGGGUUAAAUCAGUGGCUUCGAUGCUCCACGUAGUAGCUGGCUCCGCUGCCAGCUGCGGUCAGGGCUGCCCUAUAAAUGGGCCGAGAGACCCAAGAAUCUAGGACUUGCCGCUGCCAGCGCCCCACCGCCGCAGACCCCAGCCCUGACUCCAGGCGUCCCCGGCCAUGGCCGGCAUGCUCUUACUCAGUCUGAGCUUCUUGGCCAUCCUCCUGCCGGCGCUGGCCGCCUGCCCCCAGAACUGCCACUGCCAUGGCGACCUGCAGCAUGUCAUCUGUGACAAGGUGGGGCUGCAGAAGAUCCCCAAGGUGUCAGAGACAACCAAACUGCUCAACCUCCAGCGAAACAACUUCCCAGUGCUGGCUGCCAACUCGUUUCGGACCAUGCCGAACCUGGUCUCGCUGCACCUGCAACAUUGCAACAUCCGCGAGGUGGCCGCUGGUGCCUUCCGAGGCCUGAAACAGCUCAUCUACCUGUACCUGUCCCAUAAUGACAUCCGGGUGCUGCGAGCUGGAGCCUUCGAUGACCUGACUGAACUCACUUACCUCUAUCUAGACCACAACAAGGUUUCGGAGCUGCCCCGGGGGCUGAUCUCCCCUCUGGUCAACCUCUUCAUCUUGCAGCUCAACAAUAACAAAAUCCGAGAGCUGCGAGCUGGAGCCUUCCAGGGUGCCAAGGACCUGCGUUGGCUCUACCUGUCGGAAAACGCCCUCAGUUCCCUGCAGCCUGGAGCCCUGGAUGAUGUGGAGAACCUCGCCAAGUUCCACCUGGACAAGAACCAGCUGUCUAGCUAUCCCUCGGCUGCCCUGAGCAAACUUCGGGUGGUGGAGGAGCUGAAGCUGUCCCACAACCCUCUGAAGAGCAUCCCAGACAAUGCCUUCCAGUCCUUCGGCAGAUACCUGGAGACCCUCUGGCUAGACAACACCAACCUGGAGAAGAUCUCAGAUGGUGCCUUCCUGGGUGUGACCACACUGAAACACGUCCAUCUGGAGAACAAUCGCCUAAACCAAUUGCCCUCUACCUUCCCCUUCGAUAACCUGGAGACCCUCACUCUCACCAACAACCCAUGGAAAUGCACCUGCCAGCUCCGUGGCCUUCGGCGGUGGCUGGAAGCCAAGACUUCUCGACCAGAUGCCACCUGCUCCUCACCAGCCAAGUUCAAGGGUCAGCGGAUUCGUGACACAGACGCCCUCCGCAGCUGCAAAUCCCCCACCAAGAGGUCCAAGAAAGCCGGCCGCCAUUAAACAGGUCCCGUCUCAGCCAGUCCUGGUGACUGUCUUCUGCUGGAGUGACUACUGACUCCCCCUCCCCCAUCCACACCUUCUCCCACAGCCUCUGCCGCCGAUGCACAGAGCUGCCCACACCUAGACACAUCCUGGCAGGGAGCACUGGACUCUGUUACCAUCCAGCUCCACCUACUGGGGUCCAAGGGAAGACACAGAGCCUCUCCCCAGGCACUGUGCAUGGCUCCUCUCAGGGAAGUCAGUGCAGAUCUCCCUACCCUGCGUCUAUCAGAACCAAAAUGCAGUGGUCACUGGGAUGGCCACACCCUAAAACCACCUUCCCCAGUUCCUUCCUCCCCUGCCAUUUGGAAACAAACAUCAGGCCCUUGUCCCACCCUCAUUGCCAGGGGAUUUCAAGCCCAUGUCCCCAGUCCCUGCCUGCCAGGACGUGCUAACAGGAUACAGUGCUUGGCUGCACCUCCUCCCAUGCUGCAUUUCUGCCCCAGAUUUCUAUAAACAUAAUUUUAUGUGUGUAUAACAUUCA
Messenger RNA from Onychomys torridus (southern grasshopper mouse), 1770 nucleotides. It is a transcript of the gene Chad, whose product is annotated as chondroadherin. The record is from RefSeq and is a predicted model, not a curated record. Gene Ontology annotation, cellular component: extracellular matrix. Gene Ontology annotation, molecular function: protein binding. The coding region runs from base 171 to 1247 and encodes 358 amino acids. NCBI's taxonomy places the organism in Eukaryota, Metazoa, Chordata, Mammalia, Rodentia, Cricetidae. The transcript has 4 exons.